Messenger RNA from Oncorhynchus nerka (sockeye salmon), 1110 nucleotides. RefSeq names its product E3 ubiquitin-protein ligase HECW2-like. Bases 22 to 1110 code for a protein of 362 amino acids. Gene Ontology annotation, biological process: regulation of dendrite morphogenesis; protein polyubiquitination. Gene Ontology annotation, cellular component: cytoplasm. The record is from RefSeq and is a predicted model, not a curated record. Gene Ontology annotation, molecular function: ubiquitin protein ligase activity; protein binding. NCBI's taxonomy places the organism in Eukaryota, Metazoa, Chordata, Actinopteri, Salmoniformes, Salmonidae. The transcript is spliced from 9 exons.
GGUAACACCUGCCUGAAACACAUGAUCAGUAAGGUGCGUCGGGACACGCAUCACUAUGAGCGCUACCAGCACAACAGAGACCUGGUGGUUUUCCUCAACAUGUUCUCCAACAAACAGCUGGAGCUGCCCCGUGGCUGGGAGCUGAAGCACGACCACACUGGCAAGCCUUUCUUUGUGGACCACAACUGCCGGGCUACUACGUUCAUCGACCCUCGGCUCCCUCUUCAGAGCAGCACACGUCCCAGCAGCCUCCUGGCCCACCGCCAGCACCUGACCAGACAACGCAGCCACAGCGCUGGCGAAGUCAGCCCACAACACAUGGUGGGUGACCACCCUCGUCAUUCUGGAGGAGGACCCCCUGUAAUGCCCCGCCCAUCCAGCACCUUCACCCCGGUCAGCCGCACCCAGUACCAAGACGUAGUGCCAGUGGCUUACAACGACAAGAUUGUGGCGUUUCUACGACAACCCAAUAUCUUUGAGAUCCUGCAGGAAAGACAGACAGAGUUUAUCAGGAACCACUGGCUCAGGGAGAAGGUGCAGUUAAUCCGUAAUGAAGGGGCCUCUGGUCUGGCCAGGCUGUCUGGUGAUGCAGACCUGGUCAUCCUCCUCAGCCUGUUUGAGGAGGAAGUGAUGUCAUACGUUCCGCCUCACGCCUUACUGCACCCCAGCUACUGCCAGUCCCCACAAGCUCCCCGUGUCCUCCCACAGAACUCACCUGGAACACAGCGAGCUAAUGCCCGUGCCCCUGCCCCCUACAAGCGAGACUUUGAAGCCAAACUGCGAAACUUCUACCGCAAACUGGAGACCAAGGGCUACGGCCAGGGCCCAGGGAAGUUAAAGUUGAUCAUCCGUAGAGAUCAUCUCCUGGAGGAUGCCUUCAACCAGGUCAUGUGUUACUCCCGGAAAGACCUGCAGAGGAGCAAGCUCUAUGUCAGCUUCCUGGGAGAGGAGGGGUUGGACUACAGCGGCCCGUCCAGAGAGUUUUUCUUCCUGGUGUCCAGAGAGCUGUUCAACCCGUACUACGGCCUGUUUGAGUACUCCGCCAACGACACCUACACCGUUCAGAUCAGCCCCAUGUCUGCCUUCGUAGACAACCAUCACGAGUGGUGA